Molecule: messenger RNA, 3434 nt
Organism: Austrofundulus limnaeus
Lineage: Eukaryota; Metazoa; Chordata; Actinopteri; Cyprinodontiformes; Rivulidae
Gene: amotl2b
Product: angiomotin like 2b
Exons: 11
Coding region: 238-2295 (685 amino acids)
Biological process (GO): establishment of cell polarity involved in ameboidal cell migration; angiogenesis; actin cytoskeleton organization
Cellular component (GO): bicellular tight junction; cytoplasmic vesicle; plasma membrane
Source: RefSeq, a predicted model, not a curated record
UCUCUCUCUCUCUUUCCCCACAAUCAUUUCACAGCGAGGCAGGGAGCGACAACAUGAGACGCUUUUAACUCGACACAACUCGAGGGAAAAACUGGAAACGACCUGAAUUUAACUUYCCGCACCGAGGCGUUGUGAUGAGCGCGUGAGCUGGUUCACAGCUGCUUUAUUUCAUCCUUUUCACAUUGAGAAGAAGAACUUGAACUAUAAUCGGAGAGAAAACUUUGUUCACACUGUACUAUGUCGUCCACUGAGGAGCCGUCCGGCACGGUCCUGCACCGCCUCAUCCAGGAGCAGCUCCGCUACGGAAACCCCACGGACACCCGCACCUUGUUAGCCAUCCAGCAGCAGGCUCUGCGCGGAGGCAGCGGAAGCAACAGCGGACCCAGCAGCGGCGGUGAAAUGAGCAGGAGCCCACGGUCCUCGCUGGAGAGCCUGACCCAAGAGGACCCGGCGCUCCCUCAGCUCUCGGCGAGGCAGGAGCCUCAGGGCCAGGAGCACCAGGGAGACUACCACCACUCGGAGAGCAGCUACCAGCCGCACGGAGAGAAGCUGCCGACCUACGAGCAGGCCAAGGCGCACUCCCAGUACUUGUCGUCCAACUGGGCCCACGGGCAGUUCCUCGUGCGCGACGGGACCUUCCACCAGGAAGCGGGUCUGCUGGAGCAGAGGUGCAGCCACGUGCGCUCCCUCAGCGAGCACCUCCUGCAGGUCUCUCUGGACCGGAGAGAUGCGGCGGCUAAAGCCGAAGCCAUCAAAGCCAACUCUCACAGCUACCCGGAGCUUCCUUACUACCCGCCGCAGUACAUCCAGAGCACAGGGCAGAGCGUGGACAAACGCAGCCCGCCCCCGGAGUACACCGMCCCCAUCCAGGGCCAGGGAUUUAUCCAGGAACCAGCGCAGCCUCAGCAGCACAGGUAUGUUCAGACUGCUCAGACAGCAGAAGCCCCCAGCUACAACACGUUUAACAGCCUGCCCCCUGCUGGCUUGGAGGAGCCCAACCAGGUGGAGCUGCUGAUGAUGGAAAACGAGAGGCUGAGGCAGGAGCUGGAAGCUCACAGGGAGAAGACGGGCCGCAUUCAGAAGCUGGAGCAGGAGAUCCAGCGCAUUUCCGAGGCCUACAAGACACUGAUGCAGGGCAGCAGUAAGAGGGAAAACCUGGAGCAGACCCUGAGGAGGCGGUUAGUGGCGGAAAUCAGGAGGCUGCAGGAUUUCAACAGAGACCUCAGAGAAAACCUGGACAGUGCCAGGACCCACGUUGCAAAAGAAGUAAAGGCAGCCGACCAUAAUCAACACAUCAUGGCGAAACUCCUUGAACAAAACGAGGAGCAGAACUACGAGCGGGAGCGCGCCGAGCGGGAGCUGCAGCGCCUGCGAGCGACCGCGGAGGAGCAGAGCCUCAAGGCGAAGCGGCUCGAGGAGGCCCUGGAGGCGGCUYGGGGCCGCGGCCGCCAGCUCGAGGAGGAGCUGCGGAGGAAGCGGGCGUACGUGGAGAAGGUGGAGAGGCUCCAGAGCGCUCUGGCUCAGCUGCAGUCCACCUGCGAGAAGAGGGAGAGCCUGGAGAUGAAGCUGAGAACAAGGCUUGAGCAGGAGCUGAAGAGCCUGAGGGCACAGCAGAGGCAGUCCCAGCCGCCGGGAUUGACUGUGAACUCGCUCCAGGAGCGGCUACGUGAGCGCGAGGAGCGAAUCCUGGCCCUGGAAGCUGACAUGGUGCGCUGGGAGCAGAAGUACCUAGAGGAGAGCACCAUGAGGCAGUUCGCCAUGGAGGUGGCUGCCACCGCUGCUGCUCAGAGGGACACCACCAUCAUUAACCACUCACCCUGCCACUCCUCCAACAACAGCUUCAAUGAAGACCUGCCCGUCGCCGACUUCAGGAACCAGGAGAUGGAGAAUAGGAUCCGUGCUCUUUACGCUCAAAUCUUGGAAAAAGAUGCCGUGAUCAAGAUCCUCAACCAGAGGCUGCAUCAGGAUCAACACCCGAAGGAUGAGCAGAGCCGCCGAACAAACCUCAUAAACACAGGAGGGGCUCCUCUCCGGCCGGCCUCCUCCACUCCCUCCAUCUGCACCUACAGCACGACAAGUAGAGGCAAAAAUCUGUCAGACGAUCAAACUGUCUGUCAGUUCUCUGCUCAGUCUGAACCUUCCACGCUGGAACGACAGCUGGAGGGAACCAAAUCCAAAGAGACCACCAGCACAGCUAAGCUAAACGACGACAAAACAGCAACUAAAAAGAUGCUGUUAAAUCCCGUCCGAGGCCUGGAUGAUCUGGAGCCAGAAGCAGUGGAAAUCUUCAUUUAAAGAACCCGGGAGACUGAUUCGGAGCGAGGCGGGAAAUCAAAUCUGUGAAGACUGCAAGAAUAAAGACAAAUGACUGGACCCAAGAAUGUAAAAAAAAAGGAGAGUUACUUUAAAAAAAAGGACUGUUUCACAUUUUAGUGACAAGAGCUUCUUCUCACUGAGCUUGGACGACUGCAGGCGGUUCUGCCCGGCCCAGUGAGAGAACAUGAAUCUUCUGGAGGUACUUGUUGGACAGUAUUGUGGAUUCUAAUACAUAUUCUCACAGAGUAUAUGCCAAAAUAUUUAUAUAAAUCUAUUUCUACUUACUUAUACAUAAAGAAAUGCUGCUUCCCCUUUUAUUACCCCUUUAUUUUUCUCCCAGUUAAAAAAAAUCUGCAUCUAAUCUGGUUUCCACAUUCCCUAAAUAUGUAACUGAAGACUUGUGCUCAUCUAGAUAAAUAUUAAGGGUUAGCUAUGUGACCUGCAUUCCCCUCCUUAAAAAAAUGUGGAUUUAAUCUUGAAUAAUCUCAUUCCCAUCACAGAUGAUAUCUUUUUGGAGGACUGCCCAGACUUUUUAAUAAUUUAAACUGAAAACAAGAUUUAAAGCUCUCCCUGGUCACGUUUCUUCAGCCUGAGGAGCUGGUUCUUCUCAGGGUUUUGAGAAACACGACCAGCGAGCUGCUUAAUAUAUGAUUUUAUUAUUUUUAUUUUGUAAGUGUAGUUUUGGGAUGUAGACUUGUGGUGUUGUUGUUUUUUUCCUCUCCAAGUAUGCUUGCAUGUGUGAUAGUGCGUGUGUGUGUCCUGAUGCGGUGAUUCUGCUGGUUUGGUCACCACUGACAGGCAACAAGGUGUUUGGUCUUUUUUUGUUUACUGUGAGCUUUGAACUAACAAAACAGGUUAAUUAAUAAUAUUAUUAUUAUAUAUUUUAUACAGAAAUGGUUAUUUUUAGAUACGGUAGUGCUUUCCGGAGGACGCCAAAGAGUUUGUGAAUGUUAUUUGUAAGUUAUGUGCCGACAAUCUUGUCAAGCUGGACACAACUUAAAAAGUGUGUCGAACUCAAACACACAUUUCUGUGAACGGAGCAGUGUGAAAAGUUUUCACAGGUGAAUUCAUGCAACAUUUCUUAAAAUAAUAAAAAUGGUUUAAUAUACAUUAAUGAA